This is a messenger RNA of Drosophila suzukii, 942 nucleotides long. RefSeq lists its product as uncharacterized. The record is from RefSeq and is a predicted model, not a curated record. NCBI's taxonomy places the organism in Eukaryota, Metazoa, Arthropoda, Insecta, Diptera, Drosophilidae.
CAAAGGUCUGUGACAUAUAAAGAGCUCUAUCUUGCGAAAAAAUUAAACUGAAAAGAAAAAAAAUGAAAGUUACCAGCGGAAAAAGGGUUUUCGAUGAGGAACUCCUCUCGAUGUCUUUAGAUGAUUACUACCUUAAGAAUGUAAAGAAGACGAACUUCGUGCCGAGCCGUUCUGGGCCCAAUGCUUCGAGUACUUCGAAUUCUUCGAGUUCUUCGCAUGCUUCGCAUUCUUCGAGUUCUUCGCAUGCUUCGCAUUCUUCGCAUUCUUCGCAUUCGAAUGCAAAUUCGCUCUACCAGCGAACUCAUUUCUUUGGUCCUGCCUACCGAAACACUCCGUCAUCCCUGCUCAACGUGCGGGUGGAUAACCUGCUGCGCCAUCUGAAGGACCUCACGGUCGUGGUGGACUCCAAGGGCCUGGUGGGUUCUGCCCAGAAACGACUGGACGUGAUAACGAAGCGCCUGGCUCAGGUAACUAAGAUGUCUUCGUCGCCUCCAACACCUCCGAUGCCUCCGAUGCCUCCGAUGUCUCCGAGGCCCUCUCCUCCUGACCAAGAUCCGCAGGCCAACAAGGAAGCUCAGGUGCCCCAAGACGCCCAGAUUGCCCAGGAAUAUGAUGACACCCUGGUCCUCACCAUCGGCGACGAGGCACUCUACGACGAGGCCUACAAAACGGACCCUCUCUGAAUGCCCGUGGAUGAUAGCAAAUAAAUAUCUUCAUAUCCUAACGAAUCCUAGCCCAUUGGCUUCUCCAAAACUCCGGCGAUUAUGACACCAGCUGUAGAAGUUGAAAAACCACAUCGACAACAUUUUAAAAAUAAAAAUCUCUUUAUUGAUCGCCUCCCAUGGAAAGUAAAACUGGGUCUUGGGUGGUCACUUCACUGGAAGAAAAGUGUGGAUUUUCAUUUUUGUAGAUUUUUAUUGAAGGUGAAAAGUAAUUUUAUUU